CGCUGGGGACCUGGUCCCUCCCGCGCACCCGAGUGAUGGAGGGGAAGAGAUUCGCUUAGACACACACACACGCGCACACAGCUGGGCACGUCUCCGGGAGGCAGCUGCCGGCUGGGGCGCGCCAGGGGCCGGGCGGCGGCCGUGACAGCACCCGCCGCGGGGAGCUGAGAACCCGCACAGCUUGGCACCGGCGGCUCCAACACCCAGGAAGGGAAGAGCCCAACCACACUGACUGUUGCUCUUUUGGGCGGAUCGGGAGGGAGGAGGCUGCCCAAGGAGCUGUCCCCGCGGACCCCGGAGGCGCUGCCCCCAGCGCUCAGAGCCGGGUCGCGCUGGUGCCCGCCCGGGGCGAGGAGGAUGCGCCCCUCCUCCCGCAGAGCGGCUGCGGGCCCCGGCACUGCGCGGACUCGGGCUCUGGCGGCCGCCCGUGUCGUGUUCGCGCCGCGGGAGCGCGCUUUGCCGCACCUGGCUGGAGUCUCCCCGGGAAGUGAAGGAAACGCGCCCUAAACUCCACUACGUACUUCUCGCCCGCUUCCUCCUCCUCCGGGCUCCGGGUCCGGGACCUCACAGCCGCCGCUGCCGCCACCGACUGCGCGUGGGGCCCGCCCGCCCCUUACUCACUCGCGCGCACGCACAGCCCGGUUCGCUCGCUCCCAUUCACGCCGCCUGGCUCUCCGCCUCGCGGAAGCCGGGGCAUCCGAAACUACUGGACAAACUGCGCCGGGACUGCAGGAGUUGCCCGGUGGCCUGGCGCGACCCGCCUCUGGUCCCCGCGCCCUGGGCCCGCACCGCCGCUGCCACGGACGAUGAGAUAAUCGGAUACCCAGAGGCCCCAUCGCUGUCUUCCCUUCUGAAUGACGUUUCUGCUGUCUACCUAAGGAGCCUCCUGGCAGCCUGGAAACACUUGGAAGUUAAACAGAGAAUCCACUGCAUAUAUUGUUCUUGAAAAUUUCCAUCGUAUAUGUUCAGAGCUUUCUGAAUAAGCAUAAGGAUGUGAAGGUGCUAAUAAGCAAGGAACACGCCCAAAGGACAGGUGGUUGAGGAGAGGCCAUGGAAUAUCCACCAACCAGAUAAUCAUCGCUGGAAUAAUUGGGAAGUGUCUGAAUGUAGGCUGCAGAAGUCCUGAAGGUUGAUGGAGGGCCAUGCUAUUCAAACAGCAGGCGUGGCUGAGACAGAAGCUGCUGGUGCUGGGAAGCCUUGCCGUUGGGAGUCUCCUGUAUCUAGUCGCCAGAGUUGGGAGCUUGGAUAGGCUACAGCCCAUUUGCCCCAUUGAAGGCCGAUUUGGAGCCCGCGGGCAGGCUGAAUUCCCUCUCCGUGCCCUGCAGUUUAAGCGUGGCCUGCUGCACGAGUUCCGGAAGGGCAAUGCUUCCAAGGAACAGGUUCGCCUUCAUGACCUGGUCCAACAGCUCCCCAAGGCCAUUAUCAUUGGGGUGAGGAAAGGAGGCACGAGGGCCCUGCUUGAGAUGCUGAACCUCCAUCCAGCAGUGGUCAAAGCCUCUCAAGAAAUCCACUUUUUUGACAAUGAUGAGAAUUAUGCCAAGGGCAUUGAGUGGUAUCGGAAAAAGAUGCCUUUUUCCUACCCUCAGCAAAUCACAAUUGAAAAGAGCCCAGCAUAUUUUAUCACAGAGGAGGUUCCGGAAAGGAUUUACAAAAUGAACUCAUCCAUCAAGUUGUUGAUCAUUGUCAGGGAGCCAACCACAAGAGCUAUUUCUGAUUAUACUCAGGUGCUAGAGGGGAAGGAGAGGAAGAACAAAACGUAUUACAAGUUUGAGAAGCUGGCAAUAGACCCUAAUACCUGCGAAGUGAACACAAAAUACAAAGCGGUAAGGACAAGCAUCUAUACCAAACAUCUGGAAAGGUGGUUGAAAUACUUUCCAAUUGAGCAGUUUCACAUUGUCGAUGGAGAUCGCCUCAUCAUGGAGCCUCUGCCAGAACUUCAGCUCGUAGAGAAGUUCCUAAAUCUUCCCCCAAGAAUAAGUCAAUACAAUUUAUAUUUCAAUGCUACCAGAGGGUUUUACUGCUUGAGAUUUAACAUUAUCUUUAAUAAGUGCCUGGCGGGCAGCAAGGGGCGCAUUCAUCCAGAGGUGGACCCCUCUGUCAUUACCAAAUUGCGCAAAUUCUUUCACCCUUUCAAUCAAAAAUUUUACCAGAUCACGGGGAGGACAUUGAACUGGCCGUAAAAUAAUGUCAUACAACACUAUGUGUUGUGCCUGGAGAAACACAAUGUCUCCUCUAGAUUAAAAUAUGCACUUUUCCGAGACACAACUAUCCAAGUCGUUUUUCCAUGUAUACUUGUACAUACUCAGUGUGUGACCAAAUAUAAGAUCAGCUUUUUUUUCUACUGAAAAUGUACAAA
Hipposideros armiger (great roundleaf bat) is the source of this 2356-nucleotide messenger RNA. It is a transcript of the gene HS3ST5, whose product is annotated as heparan sulfate-glucosamine 3-sulfotransferase 5. Bases 1143 to 2180 code for a protein of 345 amino acids. The record is from RefSeq and is a predicted model, not a curated record. Gene Ontology annotation, molecular function: [heparan sulfate]-glucosamine 3-sulfotransferase activity. Lineage: Eukaryota; Metazoa; Chordata; Mammalia; Chiroptera; Hipposideridae. The transcript is spliced from 5 exons.